AUGCCUGUCGGUCCUGGAGGAUCAAACACUUCAGGAAACCAACCGAGGCAAACGUUUAGGCCCCCAUGGGUUAAAGAGGGCCCCCCACCGAUUCCCAUGCCGAGUCAACCAUGGGUUAAAUCAAAUAGAAAUUUUCAACCAUCCGAAAAUAAGCAAGAAAAUCCACCGCCUUUUUUAAAACAACUUCGUAAGCAACCUUCUAUGGAUAAACCAUCUCCUCCUCCUCCUCCUACGGUUGGACCUGUUGAAAAAAAAACAAAUUUACCACCGACGACGAGAGAAAAUGGUACGAUGCCACCCGGAAAUAGAGAUAUGCUUGCGAAAAACAUAAUGCCGGAGCAACCGGUGAAAAGGAUACCGGAACCUGUACAAAAACCCCCCCUACCGACCGACAGAAGAACAUCGGAAGUCAGUAUUCCAAUAAAAAUUGAAAAAACGACGUCGAAAACUAUGGUUAAACCACCCCUGGAAAAUCAAGUCGUCAAACCUGUGGAUAAAAUUCCAGGUCCUCCGAAACCUCCACCUUUUAUGCCACCGGCACCUCCGGCACCACCACCUCCACCUCCAUCGGAAAAAGAUUUGGGUAAGUUAAUAUGA
This is a messenger RNA of Pediculus humanus corporis (human body louse), 597 nucleotides long. RefSeq lists its product as uncharacterized. Lineage: Eukaryota; Metazoa; Arthropoda; Insecta; Psocodea; Pediculidae. The record is from RefSeq and is a predicted model, not a curated record. The transcript is spliced from 2 exons. The coding region runs from base 1 to 597 and encodes 198 amino acids.